UCAAGCUGAGGUUUGUGUUCACUUCCCCUUCAUAGUUGGCUACAGGGAAGGGGACAUAAUGGUGUUACCAAUUUUACUUGUUCUAUGCCUAAGCCUAACACUUCCUCUGCUUCUACUGCUCUUCUUCCAUAAAAACAGAACCGUUAAGAAUGCAUCACAACUUCCACCUGGUCCUAGAGGCCUUCCCAUAAUCGGAAAUCUUCAUCAGCUGGAUAAUUCUGUCCUUUUUCUGCAACUAAAGCAACUCUCAAAUAUAUAUGGGCCCCUAUUUUACCUUCAACUCGGUUUAAGACCAGCUAUUGUUGUUUCUUCUGCUAAAAUUGCCAAGGAAGUACUAAAAAACAAUGAUCUUGUGUUUUCUGAUCGACCCAGCUUACUUAGCCAACAAAAAUUGUCCUAUAACGGGUCAGAUAUUGUGUUUCCCCCAUACAAUGAUUCUUGGAGAGAAAUCAGAAAAAUUUGUGUUCUCCAUAUCUUUAGCACCAAGCGGGUCUCAAGCUUUUCCUCCAUAAGAAAGUUUGAGGUCAAGCAAAUGAUCAAAAAUAUAUCUGAGCAAGCUGCUUCAUCGGUUGUUACAAACUUGAGUGAGUUACAGAUGUCUCUCUCAAGCACUAUAAUAUGUAGGAUUGCCUUUGGGAGGAGGUAUGAAGGAACCGAGGGGAGUAGGUUCCAUGAGAUGCUGCAUGAGUUUCAGGCCCUGCUAGCCACUCUUUUUGUUUCAGAUUACAUUCCAUUCAUGGGUUGGAUUGAUAAAAUCACAGGAAAGCAUGCACGCCUGGAACAAAUUUUCAGGGAGAUGGAUAAGUUGUACCAAGAUGUAAUUGAUGAACAUAUGGAUCCCAAUAGACAACAAACAGAGCAAGAGGAUAUAGUUGAUGUCUUAUUUCGACUCAAGAAACAGAAUUCCCUUUCAAUUGAUCUCACUUUGAAUCACAUCAAGGGUAUCCUCAUGAACAUGCUUGUAGCUGCAACGGAUACCACUGCAGCCACAAUAGUUUGGGCUAUGACUGCCCUAAUAAAAAACCCAAGAGUGAUGAAGAAAUUUCAAGAAGAAGUUAGGAAAUUUGGAGGAGGUAAAAAAGAACUCUUAGAUGAAGAUGAUGUUCAAAAUUUUCCUUAUUUGAAGGCAGUGAUAAAAGAGACAUUGAGAUUGUACCUACCAGGCCCACUCCUUGUGCCAAGACAAUCAAAUAGAAAUUGCAUUGUAGAUGGAUACCACAUUCCAGCAAAGACAUUAGUGUAUGUGAAUGGUUGGGCAAUUCAGAGAGAUCCAGAAUUUUGGAAAGACCCAGAAGAGUUUUAUCCUGAGAGAUUCUUAGAUAGUUCUAUAAAUUUUCUAGGCCUAGAUUUUGAACUGAUUCCUUUCGGAGCUGGUCGUAGAAUCUGCCCAGGUUUGCCUAUGGCCGUUGCAUCAUUGGAACUUGUCCUAGCUAAUCUUAUUUAUUCAUUUGAUUGGGAACUGCCACAUGGGUUGGUGAAGGAAGACAUCGAUAAUGAAAUGUUGCCAGGAAUUACUACACACAAGAAGACUCCUCUAUGCCUUUCUGCCAAGUGUGUGAAUGCCACAUGGAUUUGUAGCAAAAAUGAUUAAGGUUAGCUUACUCAUUCUAUUGUUUGGUUUGGAGUUUCAUUUUCAAUUUUUUCUUUUUUAAUUGUAAUUAAAAAUGUACCAUAUUAUUUUCACUUUGUUGUCUGUAAUUUUGAGUUUAGUAUUGAAAAUAGUGACCACAAAAAAAGGUUGAAUUUAAAA
Molecule: messenger RNA, 1750 nt
Organism: Lotus japonicus
Lineage: Eukaryota; Viridiplantae; Streptophyta; Magnoliopsida; Fabales; Fabaceae
Product: cytochrome P450 71A1-like
Exons: 2
Coding region: 59-1591 (510 amino acids)
Molecular function (GO): iron ion binding; oxidoreductase activity, acting on paired donors, with incorporation or reduction of molecular oxygen; monooxygenase activity
Source: RefSeq, a predicted model, not a curated record